GGGGAGCUGCUCUUUUAAGGGGGGCUGGUAAAUCCAGCUACAGGGCUGAAGUGCGACAAUCUGCAUCUCGCUACCUCUGCUGACUCUGGAGAACAGUGACCAGCAUCAGGAAAAGGGCCAGAAAGCUUACCCUGCCAAAGGUUGGUGGUAAAAAUCCCAGAGGGUCAAUCCAAGAAGGAAGAAUAUUUGUCAGCUUUGAACAAGUCUCAUAAUGCCGAUUGUCCUGAAGACCAGCCCUCUGCUAUGGACCCGGUUGGCUGCCUUGGCCUUCACCUGUGUGGCCUUCUCUAUCGCUGUGCAUGGGGCCAGAGUCACGCACGGCACCGGAGACUUUUGCAUCUUCUGCUGGGCCUUUAGCUUUGCCGGGACCCUUAUAGUCAUCCUGGUGGAGCUCUUCAACCUGCAGACCAAAGCUCCUGUUUCCUGGAAGAACUUCCCCAUCACCUUUGCGUGCUACGCCGCCUUGCUCUGCCUGUCAGCCUCCAUCAUCUUCCCCCUUUACUUCCUGAAGGGCUCCACUGGCCAAAGUGAGAUCCGUGACUUCCGCAUCGUGUCCACCGUUUUCUCCUGCCUUGCCACCAUCGCCUACAUCACCGAAGUCAGCCUCACCAAGGCCCGUCCAGGCGAGGUCGCCGGCUACAUGGCCACCGCCCCAGGCCUGCUGAAAGUCGUUGAGACCUUCGUGGCUUGUAUCAUCUUUGUCCUCAUCAGUGAACCAGUGUUGUACGACCGCCACGACUCGGUCAAGUACUGCAUGUCCGUGUACUGCAUCUGCUUCAUCAUAUCUGCGGUCAUCAUCCUGCUGUGCAUCGGCGAGUGGACCGGCUGCCUCCCCUUCCCAUUCGCCCGUUUCCUGUCCGGCUACGCCCUGCUGGCCGUCGUCCUCUAUCUGUCCGCGACCAUCAUCUGGCCCGUCUUCAACUUUGACCCCAAGCACGGCGGGCAGAAACAGAGGCCGUACAGCUGCAGCUCCACCAUGGGCUUGUGCAGCUGGGAUAAGGCCAUGGGUGUGGCCAUUCUCACCGGGGUCAACUUUGUCCUCUACCUGGCCGACCUCAUCUACUCCUCUCGCCUGGUGUUUGUCAGCGCCUGAUUGUAGCAAAAGGAAGUUGGGCUUGGCAGUGCGCUCCAAAGGAAAUUGAAUUUGGUCCCCUAAUUCAGGACUGUAGAACUGCUGUCAAACAUACUGUUGCAAGAACGGGUUUGUGUCUUAUAACUAUAUUAGUUCAGAUUACAACAAGGAGAAGUGACCUAAAGUAACUCUUUAGUGGUGAAACAAGAAUGCAUUGCUUCAACAAGACAGUGAAUAAAACAAUAUAAGAAACUGUCUAUAAUUCCUGAGGUAGAAUUCAAAUCUUGUGCUCUUUUGGCCCCACAUCAAAUUUGUAUCCUUUGCAGAUGUGCCAAAUUUAAUUUAGUUGAAGUUCACUGCAGUACUGAGGAUUUUAGACUGAAAUAAAGAAAAGGAGGGAAGGUUUUACAUCAAUGGUCUAGUUUACAUCUACAACUAUAAUUCCUUAAAACACAAAGACUUUCUGUUUAGGUUUUGCUUCCCAAAACCUGAACAGACAUUUUGAUUUUGAGAAACCACAGUGGGAUUGUUGUGGUUUCAAGAAAAAAGACAAAGCUGCAGUUAGUUUUAACUGCAUAUUGACUGAAAACAGAGAAGAAGUUAAUGUACAAAGGAAUAGUUAAUUUUUUUAAAAUAAAAAUCUAUUAGUGGUAAGCAUGCUGCAAGAAUCUAAAGAUGAACCUAAACAGAAUGACAGCAGAGAAAUGAAUGUGAGAAUGAAUCAUUUCAAAAAUCACAAAUGCAAGAGACUUCACUGUUUUAAAAAUGACACCUAACAUUUGCAAUAAUAUUAAUAGAAAACUCAGCAAAACACAAUAAUCAAGCAUCAAAACAAAACAAAUGCAGCUAUAGUUGUCUGUCAUAUUAUAAAUCUUAUAAAUCUGUGCAAUUCAAAAUACAAUACACUGCCUCGAUACAAUUUUCUUACGCAUUUCAUGUACUUUUAAUCAUUUUUUUAUAUUUUUUUAAAGUGUACUUUUAGAUUGUUCUCUUUUUGUUAGACUGGUCGGCUUUAGUUUGCAUUUUUGUCUAAUCUAAAAAAAGUUGUGGCUGUUUUUUCAAUUGUGAUGACUUUUGUCACAUAUUAUGAUAUUGUGUUCCCUUGGCCCGUUGUAUUGUCCAAAUUGAUGGAUUUCUCAAACAACAUUUGUCCAAGUAAAAUUUGUCUGUGAUGACAGCUAAAGGAAAACUAAAACAAUUAAUCUGGUUUCUCAUACUUGCAAGAUGUGUUCUAGUCAGAUGUUAAAUAUCUUGUUGUCUAAAUUGCCAAGGGACAAAAAGGAUCAUUUUCAAAUGCCCUGAGUCACAAUUUAAUGCCAUUUGAAGUCUCUUUUUUAAAGCUGCCGUUUGUUGAUGAUGUUACUUCUAACAAAAAACAUUGCUGAAUUUUAUCACGGCCAUCAUAAACUGAUGAUUUUUAAUUUAAUGUCACAUUAAAUCAAUUUACAGCAUGUCAACUUAAAUUAAAUUUUACUUCUUAUAUAGUUGCAUUACAAGCUGUAUAUCCAAUGGGAAUAAAAAAUUUACAAUAGUACCUUCCUUAAUUUGUACGUGCUAUAUAUAGAUUUAUUGUCCCCUAUGAUAACAUGUUUUAACAGCUAAAAUUUACCAUUGAUGUUUAUUACGUUGUUUAUAUGAUUGAUUGCUUCUAGAUUGCUGAGAAAAUACUAAAUUGAAGGUUUUAAAAACACUUAUUUUCCUGUAGAUGUUGUCAGUGUUGGAUGUUUUACAUGUUUUUUUUUAUAUGUUUCACAUGUUUAAGCAUUCAAUCAAAAUCAGUGUUAUGUAAAUGUAAUCAUGAGUUACAAUAAAGUCACGACACCAUAAAA
Messenger RNA from Fundulus heteroclitus (mummichog), 2901 nucleotides. RefSeq names its product myeloid-associated differentiation marker homolog (gene myadmb). The record is from RefSeq and is a predicted model, not a curated record. Lineage: Eukaryota; Metazoa; Chordata; Actinopteri; Cyprinodontiformes; Fundulidae. Bases 212 to 1093 code for a protein of 293 amino acids. The transcript has 2 exons. Gene Ontology annotation, cellular component: membrane.